UAUUAAUUCAGGAGGGUGUAUUGUUGUCUUUUUAUCAUUAGAUAACUUAACGAUUUAACUCCAGAAUGCCAACAACACCGCCUCAAAUCUCUCCCGUAGAGGAACAAGAAAAAUAUUUACAUGACGCCCUGGGUAUCGUCAAAGCACAAGCUUUCCAAAUGAAAAGGUCUUUGGACAAAAACAAGCUGAUGGAUGCUCUCAAAAACGCAUCUGCGAUGUUGGCCGAGCUUAGGACUUCUCUACUGUCGCCCAAAAGUUACUACGAACUUUAUAUGUCGAUUUCUGACGAAUUGAGACAUUUAGAGCUCUAUCUUGUCGACGAAUUCCAGAAAGGCACGAAAGUACCGGAUUUAUACGAACUAGUUCAAUACGCCGGUAACAUUGUACCUAGAUUAUAUUUACUGAUAACAGUAGGAUUGGUUUACAUCAAAACCAACAAUUCUUUACGUAGAGAUCUUUUAAAAGAUCUGGUAGAAAUGUGUCGCGGUGUUCAACAUCCGCUUAGAGGUUUGUUCCUUCGCAACUAUCUAUUACAGUGCACUAGAAACGUAUUACCCGACUCUCCUGAUAACGAAGUCGAAUGCCCCGAAGGAACAGUUAAAGAUUCUAUUGAUUUCGUAUUGAUGAAUUUCGCGGAAAUGAACAAAUUAUGGGUGCGGAUGCAGCAUCAGGGUCAUUCCAGGGACCGACGUAACAGGGAGAAGGAACGCGAGGAGUUGAGGAUUUUGGUCGGUACGAACUUGGUGAGGUUGAGCCAAUUGGAGUCCGUUACGUUGGAUAAGUACCAGAAAUCGGUUUUGCCAGGAAUUUUGGAGCAGGUUGUAAGUUGCAGAGACGCAAUAGCUCAAGAAUAUUUGAUGGAAUGCAUCAUUCAAGUGUUUCCUGAUGAAUUUCACAUACAAACGCUGAAUCCGUUUUUGAAAUCUUGCGCCGAAUUAGAAGCCGGCGUAAACGUGAAGAACAUCGUCAUAUGUUUGAUGGAGAGAUUGGCGGCAUUCAGUCAAAGAUCUGACACCGUGGGAGGCGAAGGAGCCAGCAUCCUGAAAGAAGUUCAAUUGUUCGAAAUAUUCUCCAACCAAGUAUCCUCCAUAAUCGCCAACAGGCAGUAUCUACCCCCAGAAGAUAUGAUCGCUCUACAAGUAGCUCUAGUUAACCUAGCACUCAAGUGCUAUCCGGAUAAAAUCGAAUAUAUCGAUAACGUGAUGUUAUCGAGCGUAGAGAUUUUCCAACGUUUAGGCAUGGAACACCUCGAAUCUCAUUCAUCGGUAGCUAAAGAACUGUUAAAACUGUUGAAAAUCCCGCUGGACAACUACAACAACUUGCUGGUCGUUCUCCAGCUGAAGCAUUACGCAGGGUUGAUGCAACAUCUGGAUUAUUUCGGCAGGAAAUCGCUCAGCAUUUACAUAUUAAACAACGCUUUGGAAAAUGAAACUAUAAUACCCACUGCGGAAGAAGCAGAACAGGCUUUGACGCUGCUGGGGACUCUGGUUGCCGACGAUAAAAACGAUCAUCCUGUUGCUGACGUGGAUUUGGAGGAACUGACCGAGGAGCAGUGUCUGCUAGCGAGGUUCAUACAUCAGAUGAAGGCAGCAGGGCCUGAUGAUCAUUUUCUCAUACUAACAGCUGCUAGAAAGACAUUAAGCACCGGAGGUUCGUUAAGGAUAAAAUACACUUUGCCCCCGUUGGUUUUCCAAGCCUACCAAUUGGCUUACAAAUAUAAAGAUCUGAAAGACGAAAAGUGGGAGAAGAAAUGCACAAAAAUAUUUCAAUUUUGUCAUCAGACGAUCACGGCUUUGGUGAAAGCGGAACUGGCCGAACUGCCGUUAAGGCUUUUCCUGCAAGGGGCUUUGGCCAUCGAUCAGAUCGGUUUUGAAAAUCACGAAACCGUCGCGUACGAGUUCAUGUCGCAGGCGUUUUCACUAUACGAGGACGAGAUAUCGGAUUCGAAGGCCCAGUUGGCUGCUAUCACGUUGAUCGUAGGCACCCUGGAACAAAUCAGUUGCUUCUCCGAAGAAAACUCCGACCCAUUACGAUCUCAGUGCGCUCUGGCGGCCAGUAAACUGCUGAAGAAACCCGACCAAUGCAGAGGCGUCGCCACGUGUUCGCAUCUCUUCUGGAGCGGCAAAAGCCUCACCAACAAAGGCGAAGAAACGCACGACGGAAAAAGAGUGGUCGAAUGUCUGAAGAAAGGCAUUCGUACGGCGAAACAGUGCAUGGAUGUGUACGUGCAAGUGCAGCUGUUCGUCGAGUUGUUGAACCAUUACAUUUAUUUCUUCGAGAAGGGAAAUGAUCAGGUCGACGUUGACGUUCUAAACCAGCUGAUCAAGAAGAUAAAAAGCGAAUUGGCGAAUUUGGAGAGCUCAGACGAGGCCGAACAGAUUUCCAAGCAUUUCAGCAACACCGCGGUCCACCUGAAACUGCGAAUGGAGUCGCCCGAUGGUGAUCGGGAUGCCUACAAAGGUUUACUAUUAAAUCCCGAUCUAGAAGAUGAAAAAGCCGAAACUAAGAAACUGGAAGCUAAAUAGUUAAUCUGGAAUGCAGUUUUUACCGGUAAUUGAUAAAUUGAAAUGAAGAGGGAACAGUUUAGUAUAAAUUAUACCGAUAGCCAGAUGAAGGAUGAUGCCGAGUUCACUUCAACUACGUUAAGUGGAUCGUAGCUAAAUUUAUGACGUUUAAACUUCUCGAUAAAUCGCUCAUUUGCGAGAAUACCGGCACAAUUAAAAAAUCAACAAUUCUGAGAUUAUUGCACCAACCUAAUUACAAAGGGACAUUCCUUAUACAGACUUCCGUUGUUAUCGGAAAUUUGAUACUUAUAUUGUUUAAAUUGUAACGACAAGAUGCAAUAAUCUUGAAAUUCAUUAUCUCGAAUCGAAGUUUUUUGAGUUGUGCCGGUGUUCUCGCAAAUGUGCAAAAUGCAGAUCACAUAACCAAUAGCCAGUCUAAAGUUAGUUACAAUUCAUUUAACAGUGGUUUUGUAGUCUGUAUAUCAAUUUUCAGUAAAUUUUGCGAGAUUUGCGGUUUUUAUUUAUAUAGCACACUCAGUGGCAUAACUCAAAUUUGCAUGUUUAAACUUUUAAUCGUAAGACGGUCCAAAAUGACACCCUCCAUUUGUAUAAAUUUUUAAAUGACGGUGUUACUCCAACGUAGUACGUCUUAGAGUUAG
Molecule: messenger RNA, 3163 nt
Organism: Psylliodes chrysocephalus
Lineage: Eukaryota; Metazoa; Arthropoda; Insecta; Coleoptera; Chrysomelidae
Source: the annotation of a GenBank genome assembly